AUGCGCUCUCCGCAGCCGCCCGCUGAAGGAAGGCGGGACCACAGGGGCCGGGCUGGCUUUUUUCUGUCCCCGCCCCUGCCCGACGUCGAUUGGCUGCACUGCGCGGAGGCGCCUCGUCCAUUGGCGAGCCGCAGCGUCCGUCCGGCUCGGCCGCCGCCGCCGCCAUGGUUCCCUUCAAGAACAGGGGAGGAAGAGGGCCCCCCCGCCGGGCCGGCCCCAGCCCCGGCUCCGGCUCGGUCUCUAGGUCCCGGUCCCGCUGACGCCGCGCUGUCCCGCAGGUACGUGCUGUGCGAGGUGGUUUCGGAGGACCCGCGGUGCCGGCAGUGCAUCGAGGACCGCGCCGUGGGCCUCGCCGUCAGGGACGCCAUCGGGCGGGUGCACGGGGACUACGGCCUGGCCUGCUGCUCCAUCUCCUUCACAGUGAAGUACCUGAACGCCUACACCGGGACCGUGCUCCUGCGGUGCCGCAAGGACUCCUACAGACUGCUCUGCUCCGCGCUCCCCUUCGUGAGGCAGCUGGAGAGCCGGAACCAGCGGUACCCCUGCUUCCUCAACACCCUGCACGUCGGAGGUACUAUAAGAACAUGUCAGAAAUUUCUAAUUCAGUAUAACAGAAGACAGCUGCUGAUGUUGUUGCAAAACUGUACAAAUGAAGAGGAAAGACGGUGUAUACAGAAGUCCUUGUUGAGCUGUUCCCUUACAGAAGAGCAGUCUCAAAGUGGAGACGAGGAAGAUGAUGAUGGCAUAGAGACAGACUGAAUGUUGUUACUGUUCACCUCUGUCCUGUACUUGUGUAAUCAAGGUGUUACCAGUUAUCUUCAGUGUUAAGCAAAGCAGGGGGGGGCAGAAAAAGAAUCUGUUCAUAGUUAGACUUCAUUACCCCAUUCCACAUGUUCUUAAAUAAAUAAAACCGUUUUACUUAAGUAGGUUACUUGCCUGUUUCAACUCCAGGAGUCAAAACCACCUGCACUCCUAAGGAGUGUAACAGCUUGAUGUGAUGUUCAUGCUGAGGUAGAAGUGAACUUCAGGCAGUUGGCAUGGACAAGGAAUGUAGUUAUUCUUCGAUACAGAAAAAGCAUUAACAUUUUAACUGCUUUUAACCUUAGCUUCAAGUGUACCCAUUACCCAUAGGGCUGUCUCUUGUUUUGAGUCACAAAAGCACCAUUUGUGUACACAGGAGCAGAGAUUACAGGGAAUGCAAGGUAGAGCUGUAGGGCUCAACUCCAUCCGACCCAUUAUAAAACUCAUAGGUACAAGUACUGCUUAGAUAUUUAUUAAGUUUACACCGAUCAGUUACAGGAAAGUAGCAUUGCUGGUA
This is a messenger RNA of Haliaeetus leucocephalus (bald eagle), 1318 nucleotides long. RefSeq names its product processing of precursor 5, ribonuclease P/MRP subunit (S. cerevisiae) (gene POP5). Gene Ontology annotation, biological process: tRNA 5'-leader removal. The record is from RefSeq and is a predicted model, not a curated record. NCBI's taxonomy places the organism in Eukaryota, Metazoa, Chordata, Aves, Accipitriformes, Accipitridae. The coding region runs from base 1 to 759 and encodes 252 amino acids. The transcript has 4 exons. Gene Ontology annotation, cellular component: ribonuclease P complex.